Messenger RNA from Eruca vesicaria subsp. sativa (arugula), 417 nucleotides. Lineage: Eukaryota; Viridiplantae; Streptophyta; Magnoliopsida; Brassicales; Brassicaceae. The record is from the annotation of a GenBank genome assembly.
AUGGUUCAGUUCACAAGAGAGUUCUCUUUUUGCGACUCCUUGUACCUUUGGGAGAUGAUGUGGGCUUUAGAGUAUGACCCGGAGAUGUAUUCUCUGUACGAGGAGCUUGAGUUCGAGGGCGAGAAAACGGAAGGUUCCUCAAAAGGUAAACCAAAACUGAUAAAACAAUGUGGCAAGUACAAGAGAGAGAACAUGAAGAACGAUGGAAAAGCCAAUGCAGAAGGUCCUUUGCCUAUAUCGGUUUUCUUAGUGGCUAGUGUUUUGAAAGACAAGAGUUCUAAGCUUAUGACUGAAGCUCGAGGACUCGAUGAUGUUGUCAAGAUCUUAAACGACAUAACCGGAAACUUGGGUUCUAAGAAAGCAUGCUCUGUUACAAUGAAACUUCACAAGAAGUAUCUAAAGAAGGUUUAUUUCUAA